AAUUGCUAAAAGUCCUUCCAGUUGAGUCCGGUUGACCCGGAAGCUUUCCUCACCCUAUUCAAUUGUCAACAUGGCGGUGAAUCUGACUGAAUUGUCUCUUCCACAAUUAGAAGGCUUGAAAACGCAGCUUGAUCAGGAAACAGAGUUCCUGUCAUCAUCCAUAGGUCAGUUAAAAGUCGUCCAAACAAAAUAUGUGGAGGCCAAAGACAGUUUGAAUGUCCUUAACAAAAACAAUGAAGGAAAAGAACUACUUGUCCCUCUCACCAGUUCUAUGUAUGUGCCUGGAAAGCUUCAUGAUGUGGAUCAUGUCUUAGUGGAUGUCGGAACAGGCUAUUUCGUGGAGAAGAAUGUAGAAGAUGGCAAAGAGUUCUUUAAACGCAAAAUUGACUUUCUUACAAAACAGAUUGAGAAAAUUCAGCCUGCCCUUCAAGAAAAACAUGCUAUGAAACAAGCUGUGGUGGAAGUCAUGAAUAUGAAGCUUCAGCAACUGCACAGCCAACAGGCAUCACAGUCUGGCACCACCAAAGCCUAAAAACGGUCACAAGAAGCAUGGCAGAAAAUUCAGGGGAGAUCCUGAACAUUCACCUGACAGAUGGAUCCAUUCUGAACCCUGGAAAUGGAGAACCACUGCUCUGAUGUCAACAUGUUGUUCACAUCUCCUUAGGGGAGAAUGAAGUCCAGCACUUUGCCUGUAUUAAACAACUAUUCUUUUUUUUCUGUUCUGUUUUCAUUGUCAUGUUUAGUGAACAAAUGAAGCAUUGGGCACGGCCUGCGGCUGUAUCCGCAAAGCCUCCUACGACUGGGAUUAAUGUCUUUGGAGGAGAUUUACUGUGGCAAACACUUGGCAUGGAUUUUUUAAUACAGCAAAUAUUUACAUCUUAAAUCGGCUUGGCUAAAAGUGAAUUUAUGGAAAUUUACAAGCAAAACAAUGUCAAAAACCAGGGCUUGAUUUGUUGUCCCAGGCAGUUACUGGUCCAUGUUACAGAGAGCAGCAACUUUAUGACUACUGUAAAAUGUUUAUGUAUAAUUUUCCACCCAUGCUGAAACAAAUAAUAAAAAUUGACAUUUAAAACCUGA
Ctenopharyngodon idella (grass carp) is the source of this 1077-nucleotide messenger RNA. RefSeq names its product prefoldin 5 (gene pfdn5). The transcript has 6 exons. Gene Ontology annotation, cellular component: cytoplasm; prefoldin complex. Lineage: Eukaryota; Metazoa; Chordata; Actinopteri; Cypriniformes; Xenocyprididae. The coding region runs from base 71 to 532 and encodes 153 amino acids. The record is from RefSeq and is a predicted model, not a curated record. Gene Ontology annotation, biological process: regulation of DNA-templated transcription; protein folding.